AUUCCACAAAAAUUUAGUAACCGCGCAGCAUCAGCAAGGCAAUAAGGCAUCAGCCAAUCAGUUUGUGGAUGUUUUGACGAGAGUCUCACGUUGGUAAAAAAAUGUUGAAUGAUGAUAAAGAUUCAAAGAAACCCAAGCAAAAUAGUGCUCGACCUUCUCGUAUGAUAUUUGAGAAAAAGAAUGAACGGUUGAAGGAUCAGACAAGAUGUGCCGGGGUCAGAGCGGAUUUGAAGAUUUGCCUGUUGGAGAGUGAUUGCUGCAGAAUAUAUAAAAAAACACCGAAAGAGUGCAUCAGGAUGACGGAUGGGUCUGUUCCGGAGGAUUGUCAAGCCCUAAAAUACGUUCUCUAUGAGUGCAAAAGAUCGUUGGUCGAUGGCAGAAAGAGAUUUCGUGGGCCUGUAGGUUACUAGGAA
Molecule: messenger RNA, 413 nt
Organism: Diachasma alloeum
Lineage: Eukaryota; Metazoa; Arthropoda; Insecta; Hymenoptera; Braconidae
Product: cytochrome c oxidase assembly factor 5
Exons: 3
Coding region: 102-410 (102 amino acids)
Biological process (GO): mitochondrial respiratory chain complex IV assembly
Cellular component (GO): mitochondrion
Source: RefSeq, a predicted model, not a curated record